Dioszegia hungarica is the source of this 1275-nucleotide messenger RNA. RefSeq lists its product as uncharacterized. Bases 1 to 1275 code for a protein of 424 amino acids. The transcript has 5 exons. The record is from RefSeq and is a predicted model, not a curated record. Lineage: Eukaryota; Fungi; Basidiomycota; Tremellomycetes; Tremellales; Bulleribasidiaceae.
AUGUAUUCGGAAGCCCAUAAUUCCGGAGGCACUCCACAUUCCUCGACAGGACCGCAGACGAGAAACUCGCUCAUCUACACCGUCACCUCCAUCUCUUACUCUGUACAGCAACCUGCGGCGACGAUGGAGCCUCCCUCUUCGGACCCGGUACAUCCACAGCUCCCUCCCGAGAUGUGGCUGAGGGUCAUCGGUCAUCUCCAGCGACCUCGACCCCGGCCGACGGGAACCAACAAGCCAGCAUCUAUCCGCCAGCCAGAUCUAGCGACUUUGAUGCGCUGUUCCAAGCUGUUCAACAACCUCACCUCCACGGGGCUUUACACCAACGUCGUCUCGGACCACCUACCAUCCCUGAUCUACGGUAUCAAUCGACCGUCCAAAGAUGUCAUUGACCCUGAGGAAGAGCGCUUCAAUGGCCACAAGCAUGAUCACGAUCCUCAUCUCUGCGCCGACCACCGUCCGUCCUACGUCCCCGGCAGCAACCAACGCGCUGCAGCAGACGGCAUCAAAUCCAAGUUCGAACUGCUUCGUAUGACCAAGCGGCUGUACCUCGAGUACCUUGACAAGACGGAGCCGACGUACGAGCGCCUCAUGCAUUACGGCGGGGCGCUGUACGAUCUGUACCAGCCAACCAAGGCGGAGAUGCUGAGGGUCUGCGAGGCGGAAACGGCCUGGAUACACGCGGCCGCAGAGAAGAUGGAGCCGGUCAAGCCGAAUCUCGGCAGCUUCUCUACGGGUGUCUACCUCGGAGGUCAGACCGACGUCUGGAUGUACCUGGAGGAGCAUCAGGUCCAGCCUAUCGCCAAAGCCGUCAGCGCCUGCGCCGUCGCGAUGCUAGCGUUAGCGGGCAACUCCAAGGCCGACGUCAAGCUUUGCAAUCGGGCAAUUUACGGUCCAAUACGCCUGGCUUCUGGCGUCUUCCCUCUUCACGGAUCUGCACCCCCCUCCUCGGUCAUACACACCGCUCACGUCGAGUCCUACACCGGGCGGGAGAAUAUGCUCAAGGAUCCCUCCGUCUGGGGGUCCCCCGCAAUUUACACGCUCUCAUUUGAUAUCUACCUCCCUGCCGUCAUGAUGAAGCCAGUGGCUCAGACGGCGCUUCGGAAGGUGAUUCAAGACACGGCGCGGCGGACCAAGAUGAGCAUGGGGAUUCCGGAGAGUCGAUACAAGGAUGAGUGGCGCCUCAAGAGCUUGGAUUCGGCGCCCAUGUGUGAGGCUUGCUUUUGGGACGUGUCAGAUCUCGAGGCGGUAGUAUGCGACAAGUAUGAACCGUGGUAG